AUGCACUACCUCCUGCUUUGUGCUCUCAUCUUCCUGCCUGAGACUCCUGCUUUUCCACUACUACCAAGACCAGAAUCAUGGAGCAGCAUAGACCUUGAGAAAGUAAAGAGAUAUCUUGAUAAAUUCUUCCCAAUUUUGUCAAAAACACAAAACCUAAGCAUAGAAGAAAGGAUUAAAGAAAUGCAGAAGUUUUUCCACCUGACUGUAACUGGAAAAUUAGACAAAGAAACAGAAGGAAUAAUGAUAAUGCCCAGAUGUGGUAUGCCUGAUGUAGCAGAAUACCAAACAUUUCCUGGAACUCCAAGAUGGAAAAAAACACAUUUAACUUACAAGAUUCUCAGUUAUACAUCUGAUCUACCCAGACGGAAAGUGGAUGAUGCAAUUAGAAGGGCCUUGAUGGUAUGGAGUGAUGUGACUCCACUGCAAUUCCAAAAAGUUGACACGGGCCUGGCAGACAUUGAGAUUAGAUUUGCACGUCGUGAGCAUGGUGAUGGAUCUCCUUUCGAUGGAAGAGGUGGCACGCUGGCCCAUGCAUUCGCACCUGGAGAUGGGAUUGGUGGAGAUGCUCAUUUUGAUGAUGAUGAAAAAUGGUCAGAUGUCAAUCAAGAUGUCAAUUUGUUCCUUGUUGCUGCUCAUGAAUUUGGCCAUUCAUUGGGACUUGCUCACUCCAAUGUCCGUGGAGCUCUGAUGUACCCUCUCUACUCAUAUCAGAACCCACAAACCUUCAGACUUCCAGCAGAUGACAGGAGAGGAAUUCAGAAGUUAUAUGGGAAAAAGCCAUCAAACUCUUGAAGAAAGUGCUUAAUGAAGAGCAAAGAAUUCACAUCUCAUUGUUUUGGUCUUCCAAAAUAAUUUUAAUCCUCCGGCU
Messenger RNA from Camarhynchus parvulus, 868 nucleotides. Its product is annotated as matrilysin-like. NCBI's taxonomy places the organism in Eukaryota, Metazoa, Chordata, Aves, Passeriformes, Thraupidae. Gene Ontology annotation, cellular component: extracellular matrix. The coding region runs from base 1 to 792 and encodes 263 amino acids. Gene Ontology annotation, biological process: proteolysis; extracellular matrix organization; collagen catabolic process. The transcript is spliced from 6 exons. Gene Ontology annotation, molecular function: metalloendopeptidase activity; zinc ion binding. The record is from RefSeq and is a predicted model, not a curated record.